This is a messenger RNA of Chelmon rostratus (copperband butterflyfish), 5962 nucleotides long. RefSeq names its product stromelysin-3-like. Gene Ontology annotation, cellular component: extracellular matrix. Gene Ontology annotation, molecular function: metalloendopeptidase activity; zinc ion binding. Gene Ontology annotation, biological process: collagen catabolic process; extracellular matrix organization; proteolysis. The transcript has 8 exons. The coding region runs from base 151 to 1635 and encodes 494 amino acids. The record is from RefSeq and is a predicted model, not a curated record. NCBI's taxonomy places the organism in Eukaryota, Metazoa, Chordata, Actinopteri, Chaetodontiformes, Chaetodontidae.
CCCUGCCUUCAUCCAGCGCGCCGCACAGCGUCCUCCUCCGCGGCUCUGCAGCCUCCCUCCCCCGCUCUGCAGCCUCUCUCCGCGGCUCUGCAGCCUCCCUCCGCCGCCCGCACACCGCCGCCGUCCAGCCUGAGUCCGUGGAGCAAGAGGAUGCGGGCUGUCGCGUUUUGCGGCAGCAUCUUGUCUGUGCACAUUUUCCUCUGCGUUCAUUCUCUGCCGGUGCACGAGCCGAGGACCGUCAGCAGGUACAAGCAGCUCCAGGGAUGGCCUCACAGCAACAGUCACAUCGGUCUGAAGAAGAGGGAAAGACAUGAACAGGACACGCUAAGUAAUGAGUACCCCUUGAAGUCGGUACUGGCAUCCAAAAAUGACACGGAGUUCUGGAAGCGUCCUCGCUGUGGAGUCCCAGACUACCCCACCUUAAUGCAGGUGGGCCUGUCAUACUACAACCUGAAGAAGAAGAAGAAGGGAGGCCUGAAGCGACAGCAGCGCAAGAAGCGCUUUGCGCUGUUUGGAGGCCGCUGGGAGAACACUGACCUCACGUACAAGAUCGUACGUUUCCCCUGGCAGAUGAGCGAGGGCAAAGUGCGGCGCAUCUUCCAGGAGGCUUUUGGUGUGUGGAGUGCAGUGACUCCUCUGAGGUUCAGAGAGGUCACCACCGAGAAAGCCGACAUCAUUAUCGACUUCAACAGAUACUGGCAUGGGGACAACUUGCCGUUCGAUGGUCCUGGGGGAAUCCUGGCCCACGCUUUCUUCCCCAGGACUCACAGAGAGGGAGAAGUCCACUUUGACUACGAUGAGCACUGGACAGUGGGCAACAACGUGGGCACUGAUCUCCUUCAAGUGGCAGCUCACGAGUUUGGCCACGUCCUGGGCCUGCAGCACUCCCUGGAGCCUGAUGCUGUGAUGUGUCCUUUCUACAGCGACUCUUACCCUCUACAGCUGAGCGAGGACGACAAGAGGGGCAUCCAGUAUCUGUAUGGCCCCCCUCGGCACGCACCGCCCGAGAUGACAGAGACCAACGACAUAGACGUCGGAAUGCCGGACGCCUGCAGAACCAGCUUUGAUGCCGUGUCCAUGAUCAGGGGAGAACUGUUCUUCUUUAAGUUCCGAUACGUUUGGCGUAUCCGUGAUGGGCAGCUACAACCUGGAUAUCCAGCGCUGGCAUCACGCCACUGGAGAGGCAUUCCUGACCACAUCGAUGCUGCGUAUGAAGACAAGUCAGGCAACAUCUGGUUCUUCCAAGGCGACAGCUACUGGGUGUUUGAUGCUGAGAGGAAGAUCACAGGACCAGAUUCGGUGCGUCAGCUGGGUCUUCCUGUAACAGAUAUCCAAGCGGCUUUGAAGUGGGAGGAGGACCGCGUUGAGAAAGUCUACCUUCUCAAAUCCACUUCCUACUGGCCCUUCAAUCCUCAGGAGAAUCGAGUUGAUGAUAUCCAUCCUCGUAGCAUGCGCGAGUGGCAAGGAAUGCCCGGUCAUACUGAUGCCGCCUUUCGGGACAGAUAUGGUUAUGCCAAUUUCCUGAGUGGGCUGCACUACUGGAAGUUUGACCCCGUGACGCUGAAGGUGCUCGAAGGCUACCCCCGCCGCAUCGGCACGGAUUUCUUCGGCUGCAGUGCCUUAAUGUCACAAUAAGUUCACACACAUACAUCUGCUAAAGUGGGUUGGCUUUUCAGAUGAUUUCCCCACACAGUACUAUUUUGGAGAUAUACUUAAGGAUGUAUUUAACUUCGACCCAUAUACAUGUAACAACAAACUCUCACCAAAGUCAUUGCUGGCUACAAUCAAAUGAUUUUUUUGAUAACAUUGGAUUUGUAUUUGAAAAUAUAUGUAAAAGGUUGCUAGAUUGUACCGUGAGUGGAAGUCUCUCAGUAGCAGUCAGUCAGUUUCUGCUUCCUUUCGCAGGGCCAGGAAUGAUUUGGUCAAUUUGACAUGAGCGUACACAUCUGGAGGAGACAGCUGGUUAAAAUUGUGGAUGGUGGUGAAAUUCAGUCCUGAAAAAAGGUCCACCCUCAGGCUUUGGUCCCAAAACUCACUGCCCAAGCUGCUUGAAUUUGUCCACAUUGAAAGAGUAAGUCCUCUGUAGAUGCCAGACAAAUAGCACUGCUAUACAAGCUCUGUGGGCUGAAAGGCUCGCGCCUCUUCAGCACACAGUGAAGUGCUGUACUGCAAUGUUGCCUUAUGGAAAGUACAUGUAGCCCCCACAGGCCGGCAGUGCGAGCAGGAUUACUAGACUGAGUGCAAAUACUCCUUAAUGCGUAGAGUAAGAACAAACCAAAAACAACGCUGCGCUUACUAUCAGAGCCGAGGUAUGAAUUCACGUCUUCCUCCAGGAACUAGGCUGCAUCUCGGGUUGAAUACUGGCACACUAUACCAACACUAAUACACAAUAUGAUACUCCACAAAUUCUUCUCCUGUUUCUGGAAAAAUACCUGCGUCAGCCGGGGAUUGUUGGCGUGUGUCUGCUUGUCUGUCUGUGUGCACCUGCGUGUUCAUGUACUGAAGACCAGUGAAGUCAAGUUCCUGGAAAAAUGCAAGCACUCAUUACAUUAUUACUGAGUGAAAAGGUAAUUAACUACUUACUAAUGUGCAACAGUAAUUUGUUACAUUACUUAUUAUAUUACUUUAGUUACUCAGCAGAGCACCAGCAAGUGUGUUUAAACAUCUCCAAAGGCUCCACGCCCACAAGCUACACCUUCUGUACCUGACAGUGUGAUUUAACUAGUAGUCAGCUGUUAAGCAGGUAUUCACUGACCAUCAAAAGCUGCCUUACCCCCACGACUGCACGCGGCAUAGAGGUCCUGUCCUCACAGCAUGCCUGUCAACACUGGGAUUUGAAAAUAAGGGAAGCCCACCCUGGACCACCCCGCCACCCUUACCACUCUCCAUUUAGACAGUGCUACACACAGUGAAAAUCAUAACAUCACCAGCAGGCUACCACCUGCUUUAAAAAGGAUUGUGAUAACUAGUUCCUACAUUCAGUGACUGCAGUCAGGGGGUGCAAUGAAUCAACGUAUCAGUGAAAACAGUAAAGGGCAGAUAAAUCCAGCACUUAGUUUAUAGAUGUAUUACUUGAAGGAUAUAUUCACAUCACUGACACGUUAUGCUCCAGCUGUGAUUUUGAGAGGCUGCUGGCAGGAGAGACAGUCGCAGCAGGGGGUGAUGAUGACAAUGGACGGCAGAGAUGGUAGAAAUACAGCGAGUAGAGCAUGUCCCUGACAGGUUGACCUCCUCCCAUGGUGAGACACUCCUACAGACUUUUAGCUUCUUUUCAAGCCGUCAUCAAUGCAUAAAACUGCCAGUAUUCAAAAUCUACAUAGUUGAUGUCUGUCUGAUACCCCUCCCAGUUUUUGUGGCUGUUCCAGGCUUUGCAUUGUGGGAUGGACAUUUUUGCUGAAUCCAGGUAUUUUUGACUUUCUGCAGUUUUUGCCUUUGUUUGCAUACUAGAUGCUACAUUAUAGACAGAUAAGUCCAUACUGUAGGCGGUUUUGAAUACAGAUAGGGAUUGACAGCUGUGGUGUAAAAAACAAAUUUCAAAUUGUAUUUCUUGUUCAGACUACAAGAUGUUUCUGUCCAGUAAAAUGGUGACAGUGUCAGAUUAGACGAUUGCAGAGUCAGAAUUUCUUGACAGAGCUGAGACAUGACAGACUUCACGUUGGUCUUUGACCAAUCACAGCUUGCUGUUAUUCAUGACAUCCACAAGGUCAUUAGGAAGGAGGUGGGAGGGACAGACUUCCAGGAAGAAGAAUGUAAACAAACAAUAGCAUCUGGAGUGUUUGAUACUGGCCGUCUCCACAGGAUGGUGUCCUCCUGGAACCACUCAUGCAGGGAUCUGAAGAUUCUGUAUCGUUGCCUAUUAUAGUAAUAUAGUAAUGUUUUUAAAAACAACUCCAUUUGUAUCCUGGGAAAAGAUGAAUAUAUUCCCAGGAAGUAAGAACUUGAAAAUCACAGGAAAUCUUUCCACACUAGCUGCAUCCCACGACAUCCCACCACCUCCUUGAUCUCCCUCCAAGAAGUCUGCGUCUUUGUAGUCUGGAUGCAGUGAGUCGUGUACGGUAAAUGGGGAUAAUUGCGCACACUUUUGAAGCAUUGAUGGGCUCAGUUGCAGACACAAAAGUGAAGUAGUUUGUGACAAAGGAAGAAGAGAGACAGCUUGAGACAGACGUAAGACCGCAGGCUGUCUCGCCAUGUUGCACUGCCAGUGCUGUUCACAGGGGAGCCCAGCUAAUUCAGAAGCACUCAACCUUAAUUGAACUGAGGUCCCUUGAGCGCUGCUUGUAAGAGACCCGAGCACAAGGCAACGAGAGUCAGUCGAUCCACCACUACGAUUCGGACUGCAAACCAUUAUUAUGUUGUUAAGCAAACCGCAAUAUAAAAAAUAUGCAAGAAAUCAUAAAGUGGAAAUCGAUCAAACAAACGGCUACAUCUGUACAAACAGGACAAUGACAAGAUGAGCGAGGAAUGUGUUCUGCUCUGCUCUGCUAGAAGGUCACUGCGAUGCUGAACUGCACGCCCAAACUGACAGAAAGAGCAGAAAGCUGACGGGAUGUUGGAUCAGGUCGGCUCGCUCGGCGUGCAGAUCUGCACUCCAUGUGUUGAGAUUUGGGAGGUGUGUGUUUUAGUGUCUCUGUGACCUUUGAUUACCCAUAGCCCCCCUCUCUGCGUCGCUUUGUGAAGACGCUUGCCUGUAUCUCUGCAGAAGUAGAGUUCCAGCUGCACUCUUCUUCCUCAGCGCCACCCGGGCACUGGCUUCAAAUCCACUGUUCACACACUUCACACAGAAGCAGCUGCAGUUUUGGAGGCGUACUUAUCUUUUUGCAGGCCUUACAUAUCUGCAGAUCUCUGCCUUUAUUUCUAUUUCCAAAACAUGUUAAUCUCAUUUGUGCCUCCUCGGUUUCCUUUGAUGUUAGUCAUGAGCUUCUCGUGCUCGCAGACUCCUGUAGCCACCUCAGCCACAGACCAUUUAGCUCUGCAGAAAUUAGGCACGCAACAGAAAGGGACUUUUGGAGUUUUGGGAGGCAACAAGUAAUCUGGAGCAGUCAGGAAAUGACUCAUUUUUGCUGAUGCAGGGCAGCACAACAAUAAUGUAAUAAUUCACAAAAGCCUUCCAGUCUAGUAUUUAGCAUGACGAUAGAUAGCUACUGUAGGUAGUGAUCCUGGCACUGACUGUAGUAAAGAGUUGUGUAGCUUUUUUGUGCUGCAGGUGACCAGCUUGUAUCACCCAUAUUAUAUCAUCCAUUGACAGUAGCAGGUAUUGAAAAUCAACUUUGGGUCAGUUUGGUCACACUGAUUUCUCUAAAUUCACUGCAGCAUGUCCAGAAUGAAUGAAGCUGUGUGCUACUUCGUUGAAAAUGUAAGGUGCUAUCCAAGGUUCUGUAGGCAAAGUAAACCAGUACCUCAUAUACUGUAUUACACAAACUCAAGAAACUGUUCUUUUUACUCUUCAGUGUAUUCCUUUGGUGCAUGUUUAUGGAGCCAUACAAUCGUCCUCAUUAUUCGUUGAAGAGCUUUGUUUCCAUUCUCUGACUGUUACUGUGCCUUCAUCAGAGGAGCUGAGUCUUUCUCAGAUCAUUAAAACCAUGUUAUAUUUGGCUGACGAUAUAAUGUGGUCUGACCUAAAUGACGUGUGUCAGUCCUCGUCAGAGAAACGAGACAGAGCUUCACUAUGGUUCGACUUACUGUGUAUUUUUAUGGAUAUUGUAUUUGUGUUCAGCUGUUUCUAGUCAGUGCAGGACACUGAUUAUUGCAUUGAUUUGUUAAAUACAUUGUGGUUUGUCUGUAGAAAUAGCAGUCCAGUGUAGCUUGGACACUGUCAGGUGUGAUUUUUAAUAGUGCCAACAUGUCCUGACAGCCAUGUUUUAUCUAUUUUUAUACACAUUCAACACAUACGGAUCUGUUUGCCUUUAUAUUCACUUGUUCCACUCAGAAUAUGUAUUUCUCAUGUGAAUAAAUUUGUAAAGUU